Messenger RNA from Oenanthe melanoleuca, 5065 nucleotides. RefSeq names its product cell wall biogenesis 43 C-terminal homolog (gene CWH43). The transcript is spliced from 16 exons. The coding region runs from base 599 to 2704 and encodes 701 amino acids. Gene Ontology annotation, biological process: GPI anchor biosynthetic process. Gene Ontology annotation, cellular component: endoplasmic reticulum. NCBI's taxonomy places the organism in Eukaryota, Metazoa, Chordata, Aves, Passeriformes, Muscicapidae. The record is from RefSeq and is a predicted model, not a curated record.
GGCUGUGCAGAAGGCGGACAGCGCGGUGCGGGCCGCCCGUCCCCGCCGCGGGACGCGGUUCCGUGAGGCAGGACGGGGCUCCGUGAGGCGGGACGGGGUUCCGUGAGGAGAGACGGGGCUCCGUGAGGAGAGACGGGGCUCCGUGAGGAGAGACGGGGCUCUAUGAGGAAAGACACGGCUCCUAAGGAGUGACGCGGCUCCGUGAGGCGAGACGCUGCUCCGUGAGGAGGGACGGGGCUCCGUGAGGAGAGACGGGGCUCCGUGAAGAGGGACGGGGCUCCAUGAGGAGAUUCACGGCUCCGUGAGGAGACACGGGGCUCCGUGAGGAGAGACACGGGGCUCCGUGAGGAGAGACACGGCUCCGUGAGGAGAGACACGGCUCCGUGAGGAGAGACGGGGCUCUAUGAGGAAAGACACGGCUCCUAAGGAGUGACGCGGCUCCGUGAGGCGAGACGCUGCUCCGUGAGGAGGGACGGGGCUCCGUGAGGCGGGACGGAGUUCCGUGAGGAGGGACGGGGCUCCGUGAGGCGGAGCACUCGGGAGUCGGCUCCCGGUGAGAGGGACGCAGCCCCCGCCCAGCCGGGCAGCGCCAGGGACGAUGCUUCCCCUGUGGAAGGCCAUUCUCUCGGAGAUUGUCCUGGGCUACAUUUCUUGGUCUCUUUACCAUGCACUGCCACCAAUGAUCUACUACUUCCCCCUCCAGACACUGGCACUUACAGGCCUAGAAGUUUUUGCCAUUGCCUUCUUUUCCCCGAUAUUCUUGACAAUUGGCCCUUUUUGGAGGUUGGCUAACAAUGAGUAUGUCCUAGCCUUUCUGAGAUUGACUAUGGUUGGAAGCUUGGCAUCAUAUCAUGCACCAAAUGCUCCAAUUAGACUACUUAUCUUGGCUGCAGGUGUUUCUUCUUCAUUGCUGGUUCAAACAGUAACAUGGUGGUCAGGAAACAGUUUACAAAGGUUCAUCAGGAUAUGGGGCUUCAUUCUAGGCAAGAUAAUGCUCCUUGUUCUUCGUAUCUGGUACACAUCAAUUAAUCCAGUCUGGAGCUCACAACCUGCCAAUACUAUCAUACUGACAAUUGGUUUUGUAGCAGCAAUGGAGCAAGUUCAUUCAGGUGGAGACAAGAGGAAACAAGAAACAAACAAAAUUGGUAAUGUCUUUAGAGAGACUGUUUCCCAUCCUCAUUGGUUUUUAUCAGGGAUUGCUUUUGGCAGCCUCAUGUUCCUCACUCUGUGGAUAUUUGGGGAGGUUUCUUUAAUUUCUAGAUGGGCAGUAAGUGGACAUCCACAUACAGGUCCAGAUCCUAAUCCAUUUGGAGGUACAGUUCUCUUGGGCCUUGCUCAUGGACUGAUGCUUUCGUUUUGGAGCUGGUCUUCUGUCGUCAGUUUUGCCUUGUUUCUCAUAGGUUUGGCAUCAUCAGCUGGUCUCCUUUAUUUGCAUACCUGGAGUGCUGCUGUUGCAGGCAGUAUUCUUGGUAUCUUUACUAUGUGUGUGUGGCCUCAACUAGCUGGACACUUUGUCAGCUGUCUGCAUCCUGGGAAAGCCAUGAGUACAGCCAUGUUUGCCUAUGUUCUUGAAUUAUUCUUCUGUGUAUGGUGUACGGCUUACAAAUUUGUACCUGGAGGAGUUUACAUUAGAGAAAGCUCCCAUCUUCUUCUAGGUUUUAUAAUGUUAUGUAUUGGGGUAGGCUUUCUAACAGGACCCAAGAAAGACCUUAGCUCUGUCUUUGAAGUGAAAAGCAAUCAAAAACCAUUCUUCAAAAGGAGUAAAAGCUAUAUUAAACUACUAUUGUGGCUGUUUGUUGGUGUGGGUUUGCUUGGAUUGGGUUUACGUUAUAAAACUUACCAGAAGAAGUUGGGCCAAGGGGUUCCCAAAAGAGAUUUCUCUGCUCUGAUCUGGCCUUUUAGAUUUGGAUAUGACAAUGAAGGAUGGUCUAAUUUGGAAGGAUCAGCUAAUUUGCUCAAUCAGACAGAAGCAGAUUUUAUCACUAUUAUAGAGAGUGAUGCCUCUAAACCAUUCAUUGGAAACCAUGAUCCAACAAUGUGGCUAGGAGAAAGACUGGGAUUUUAUACAGAUUUUGGUCCAAGUACAAGAGAUCACACUUGGGGGAUUAUGGCACUAUCCAGGUAUCCAAUUGUAAAAUCAACCCAUCACCUCCUCCCAUCUCCAGAGGGAGAGAUUGCACCUGCCAUCUCCCUGACUGUCAACUUCACAGGGAAGCUGGUUGAUUUUGUUGUCGCUCACUUCGGAAAUGAAGAAGAGGACUUGGACAGAAAACUCCAAGCAAUAGCUGUUUCAAACCUAUUGAAGACUAGCUCUAAGCAAGUUGUAUUUCUAGGAUACAUCACUUCAGCUCCUGGAUCCAGAGACUAUACUGAAUUAAUAAAAAACGGAAAUGUGCAGGAUAUUGACAGCACAGAUCGGGACAGAUGGUGUAGCUAUAUUAUGUAUCGUGGAGUAAUAAGGCUGGGUUAUGCCCGCAUAUCUCAUGCAGGUUUAAGUGAUUCAGAAAUCCAGAUGGCCAAAUUUAGAAUCCCAGAUCAUGUGGAUAGUUAUGUUGACAAUGACAGAAUUGUCACUGAUCCCAGCCAAGUUCCUGAGGACAUCCACUUCAAUCCCAGGUUUGGAUCUUAUAAAGAUGGACAUAAUUAUGUGCCUAUUCAUCACUUUCAUAUGAGCACUCCUAAAUAUUUUAAACGGACGAAUUAGAGCAAGAAAAUAAAAUAUUAUUAAGACCAUCGAGAAAGGUUUGUUGUUUGAAACUGAAUUGGCAGCCAAAAAGACUGCAUUGUUCAAGGAUGAGCAACUCCCAUGCUGCACAACACUGUGAAUGUCUAUGUAAUAGUUGGUGACUUUCUUCUUUAAUGAGCUGCCAUCACUGUUAGGGAGGGAAGAUGUGUGCAUUUUGAUAAACUGGUAUCUACCUUGGCCAGAUACCUGCUUUGUAUGCAAAAAAGCAAGGGUGGGAGCUUGCUUUGGCAAAAACUUCUUCAGCUUUUGUGGAGGUAUCAUACACCGUGAAGUUUCAGAGUGCUAUUGCUGUUAUUGCACUAAAAAGCUUGGCCUUAGGUUUUUCAAAAUAAGAAUGGAAUCAGUGUAUAUUUCCUAAUUGGAAGUUAUGCAGUAGGUAUAUGUUUGAAGUGUGUACAUUUUCAACUCUAACAGUAUUUAUAUGUGCUGCUGUUCUACAUUUUAUUCUUAAAUGAGUUUUACAACAAUUUGCAGAUAAUUGAUGUUCAUAAUACUGGAGAAAAAGAGGUGACUUUUAUAGACUUAAUUUUAUUAACUGGACAUUAGAUACUUCAAUGCUUUUACAAAGGGAAUAGUACCUCUGAAUAAUGAUGGUUAUGAGACACCUACAUGAACAUUCUGACAAAUAAUUAAAAGCAGUCAUGCUUAACAAGGUUUCUGAGAGGGGAAAAAAGUUGCUUGUAACUUUUAUUUAAAAUUAACCAUAAUAAAGGAAAAAAAAAAAAAAAGAAAAAUGCUUUGUUUCUUUGCUAGUGCUACACUUCCGUAGGACUAGAUAGACUAAAUAGAGAUGUUGCUUUCUUGACCUAGGCAGUGAAUUCUGUUUUGCAAUGCACGUGUGACACAAUGUAAAAUGUUGUGUCUUCUCAGAGUUUCUUGGCACUGUCUUAUAUUUAGCUCCUGAUCCUUCAGUAUAGAUGCAGAGCUUCCCUUUAACAAUGAGGGCAUUUUCAGUGUUGUCCAAAGGAUGUUUCCUGCUUGUGAGAAACCUGUUAGAUAAUUUAAGUGAUGCAUUCAGUUUGGAAACCACAUCUGUGAUGUUGGUAUUUAAUACUGUGUGUCUUUCCAGUAAUAUCUAAGCAUACCAUAACUUAAAGGAAUAGGUUAUGUUGCAGGAAGAGGGUGGAUUUUUUUUCUCCCUUUAAUUUUUCACCAUAUACUUCUAAGAACAGCUUGAGCGUACUCAAUUUUAUUGUUUCUCCAUGUAAGCAAAUAAAGGAUGUGUUUUUACCCCAGGUUUCUUGUUCUGUGGAGUCAGGUAAUUGCUGCCAGCACCACACUUGUCACUUUAUUCUGGUCAUCUGUCAUUUUGCUCCCUUGUUUUUAGAGAUGUGUUUCUGAGAGUGAAAUUGAUCACUGGUCUUUGUGGACGGAGGAUAUCUGAAAGGCAUUUAAAAAUCUCAGUGGUUAUGUAUUCAUUAUCUCAGAUAUUACGGACCAUUAACCAGCCAUUGUUGAACUAAUUUCUUACCUGUGGGUGCUUAGUGUGCCUUUACAAGCCCUCUGAAUUUAUGUUGUGGAGUGAUACAAAUUAUUUUCUUGCAUUUCUAGCAGUUUUUUUCUGCAAACAUCGGUAGUCCUGCUCUCUUUUUUCACCCAGCUUGAAAAAGCAGCUGGCACUGGCACCGUGUCACAGUGCUCUGAGUAUCCUCAUUUAUUUUCAGCAUGCUCUCAUGCUAGCUCUAAUGCACAUCCAGCCAUAGGUUUGCUUUUUCAUAGUCUGUAGAAUACAUAACAAUAUCUUGCCACAUUACUUAACAUUCUCCACAGGCUGACUCUGCAAAUACCUUGCAAUGUGAGCAGUUUGUUAAUGUGAAAUGCAAGAAAUGAUACAUAUAAGUACAAAAAGCUUGAAAACUCCUAAUUUUUUAACAAUUAUAAAAUAGGAUGAGGAUAUUUUUCAAGAAGCCAGAUAGCAUAACAUGACUUGCAUAACAUAUCCAUUUAUAAAUCAUAUCUGUAUGUAAUCUUCAAAGUCUCUGAGCAUACUUUGAUGGAUUUUUUACAGGAUUUAGACAUGCUCACCCCAUUAGGAAAGUUCAUGUUGACAGUAAAAAAAUCUAAACUUUGAAUAUUUUAUUCCUCUAAGUAGCCUGUGUAGUUCAAUGUAUGUAAUUAGUAGCUAAUAUUUGUUGACAUUUGCAUUAUUUUAUCAGAAUGAUUAAGAAAAAACAUGACCACAAACUGUUUUUCUACUUCUACUACUGUGUUUAGGAUUGGGAAGCUAAAACUAAACUUUAUUUGUCCUUACAUCUAUACACUGAUCUAAUCCCAGUGGUUUAGAAAAAUGUGCAUUAUAUAUCUAAGUCACAACUACUG